Molecule: messenger RNA, 788 nt
Organism: Telopea speciosissima
Lineage: Eukaryota; Viridiplantae; Streptophyta; Magnoliopsida; Proteales; Proteaceae
Exons: 5
Coding region: 16-756 (246 amino acids)
Source: RefSeq, a predicted model, not a curated record
GCGAAGGACGAUGACAUGAGUGUCCAUGAAACAAAGUCUGACUUAUCCGAGAGCUUUCUUGAUUCAGAUACUCCAGAUUACAGUGAGAAGUACAACAAAUAUGAAGCUGACUAUGUUCGUUAUCUGAAGAACAAAUAUUUCUCCAAAUAUGACUUGUAUGGAGGUGUUAUAUUCGACGAGGAAGUUACCAUAGAGGGCGAGAUUAUUAAGUCAAGCAGGUGGCCUUGUACACGAUCAUUCGUAGAUCCUGUUCAGAGUUUUGAAGAUCAAAGUUUGUUUUUGGAUUCUGCAGAAGAAAGCUCUACCAAUCAUCCAAACAAAAAGUACAAAUCAUAUAUUCAUUUGAAAGAUCUGGAGGAUGCAGCUUCUGUUGAUAUGGAUGAAGUGGACCAGUUGCAUAAAUCUCUUGAUGUACCUUGCCUGACAGCCGAUUCAUCAGUCAACCCGGAGGUAGUAGCAUUGUCAGGGCCAGAAGCAGAAAUUAUAGCACAACCCUCAAGAAGGGAAGUCUUUGCUGAAGAACAAAGAGUGCAGCUGGAAUGCCCACCAGCAGAUGAGGAAACCACCGAACAUGCAGUAGCUAAUCAAGUAGAGGCAGCUGAUGUCCCAUCCAGUAAUACUUCCCCACCAUUGAGUGUAGAGCCAGCAAAAUCAUAUAAGCUGAUUCAGGGAGAGGAAUUUGAGAUAUUCUUCAGGGCCUGUGAAGAAUUAUUUUAUCGUGAGAAUCGUGAGACAGCACCUAAGAAUGAGGAUUGAGGAGGUAAGAUAAUUGUUAGGAAAGGAGUCAA